CUCUUCUAUGAAGAAACUAAAAUUUAUCAUCAAUUCCAAGAAAGAGGAUCCCUAAACCAUACAUUUUCCUCGACCUCCUCUCUCUCUCUCUCUCUCUCUCUGUAUAUUGUUUCCAGUAAAAAUGAGAGCUUUAUCAAUCUUGUGGUUGUUCUUAUUCCUGUUGGUGCAAGAAACAACUUGUUACACCAAACAGGAAAAGCUAACGGAUCUUCUUGCACAGCUUCAAGAAAUAGUAGUCUCCAGCUCCUCCCAACCACCCUCCACAACCCCCUCAAUCUUUGAGGACAAGAAGAUUGGAAGAGUGUUUUACCCUACUGGUUAUGGGGCAGAUCCAACUGGUGCAAAUGAGAGCAGUGAUGCCAUAUUGAAUGCUCUCAAUGAUGCAUUUCAAGUCCAGAAAGGGCUUGAGUUGCUUCCUGGUGUGAAUGAUUUGGGUGGUGUUGUGAUUGAUUUUCAAGGUGGAAAUUACAAGAUCAGUAAGCCCAUCAGGUUCCCAGCGUCUGGUGUCGGCAAUGCACUGCUAAAAUCAGGGAGUCUAAGAGCAUCAGACACAUUUCCUGGGGACAGGCAUUUGAUUGAAGUAUGGUCACCUAGUUCUACACCAUUUGACAAAGAAUCCUCAAUCAACCUUGAUGAGAAGCAGCAAAGUGUUGAUAAUAUCUACUAUGAAGACAUUACCUUCCGCGACAUCCUCUUCGAUUCAAGCUUUCGGGGAGGUGGGAUUUUCGUUAUUGAUUCGGCCAGAAUCCGCAUAAACAACUGCUUCUUCAUCCACUUCACAACUGAUGGAAUCUUGGUACAAAAUGGCCAUGAGACCUUCAUAUCAAGUUGCUUCCUAGGCCAACGUUCAACGGUCGGGAACAACCCACAUGAGAAGGACUUCACAGGCAAUGGCAUUGAUAUUCAUGGCAAUGAUAACGCAGUCACUGAUGUUGUUAUCUUCUCUGCAGCCAUUGGAGUCUUAUUAAGAGGUAGAGCUAAUAUAGUCACAGGGAUACAUUGUUACAACAAGGCAGCAGCUUUUGGUGGUAUAGGAAUUUCAGUCAAAAAAGGAGCAGAAAUGACUAGAAUUGUUAACUGUUACCUAGAUUUCAAUGGUAUAGUCAUGGAAGAUCCAAUUCAAGUCCAUGUCGCAGAUGGGUUUUUUUUAGGUAAUGGUAAUAUAGUGUUGAAGUCAAUUAGUGGACAAAUUUCUGGAGUAACUGUAGUGGACUGUAUGUUUAGAGGGGAACAGAACAAGUAUGUUCCAAUAGUACAUUUAGAAGGGAGUUUUAGUGAAAUUGAUCAAGUUGUGAUUGAUCACAACAACGCAAAUGGGAUGAUCUUGAAAUCUACGGUGGCGAAACAAACGGUGACAGGAAAUGGGACUAAGUGGGUGGCUGAUUUUUCUUCACUGUUAGUAUUUCCAGAUCACAUUAAGUAUUUUCAGUACUCAUAUUUUGUUCAAGGUGCUGCUGUAGGGUCUGUGAUGUUUGCAGCUACUAAUGUGUCAAACAAUGUGGUGGUUGUUGAGAGCAAUGAAGCAGUCAGUGCAGAGGUUUCUGUUGUUGUUGAUCAGUAUGCAUGGUAAUAAGAGAGACUUUAUCUAGUAAGUUGCAAUGACUUUUGUUUCGUUCCAGCUGACUUAUUGAAGAUAUUUUACAAUCUCAUGGAACUUCAAAGUGACAAUGAAGACAC
Molecule: messenger RNA, 1677 nt
Organism: Tripterygium wilfordii
Lineage: Eukaryota; Viridiplantae; Streptophyta; Magnoliopsida; Celastrales; Celastraceae
Product: polygalacturonase QRT3-like
Exons: 3
Coding region: 122-1570 (482 amino acids)
Molecular function (GO): polygalacturonase activity
Source: RefSeq, a predicted model, not a curated record